AUGGACUACGAUAUAGAAAAAUUCGUUAAACAAUGCAAAGGUUGCACUUUAGUAUCCACGCCGAAUCCACCAGAACCAAUGAUAAGGCGAGAACUUCCGACUCAACCGUGGGUCGAUGUCGCAGUGGACUUUCUGGGUCCGCUUCCUGAGGGUCAAUAUUUACUGGUUGUUGUUGAUUAUUAUAGUCGCUUUAUGGAAGUCUCAGAAAUGAAGGAAAUAACUGCUUCGGACACUAUAAGGGAGUUGGCAACAAUUUUUGGUCGGUAUGGUCUUCCAAACACAAUGAGAGCAGAUAACGGUCCACAGUUCAAUGAAAAAUGUGAAGAAUUCCGCGAAUUUUGCGAAGAUAGCGGUAUUAUACUCAUUAAUACGAUACCAUACUGGCCUGCAAUGAAUGGAGAGGUUGAACGGCAGAACAGAUCGCUUCUUAAGAGGCUUAGAAUUGCACAGGAACUUGGAAAGGAAUGGAGAACAGAGCUACGAAAAUAUCUUCUAACGUAUCAUUCCACUAGCCACAGCACUACUGGAAAAUCACCUGCUGAGCUUAUGUUCGGGCGCAAGAUUAGGUGCAAGUUACCCGUAAUUCCACCAAUGAUAUUAGAAGAUGGCGAAAUACGCGAUCGCGACAGAAUUUUGAAGGAAAAGGGCAAAGUAUAUGCAGAUAACAGAAGAAAAGCUAGGGAGAGUGACAUCGAUGUAGGCGACCACGUUCUGGCGAAAAGAAUGAAGAAGAACAACAAGCUGGAGGCAGACUUCUCCCCAGAAGAAUUCGAAGUAAUAAGAAAAGUAGGCGGGGACACAACAAUUCGAUCGCGUGAAUCUGGGAAAGAAUAUCGCAGAGUGGUAACUCAUUUGAAAAAGAUUCUGCCACCUGACCCAACCGAUACAUCAAGAAAUACGGAUUGUAAGAAUCAAAGAGAGAAACGUGUGAGAACCGAACCAGUGAAGUACAAGGAUUAUAUACCACAUUAA
Molecule: messenger RNA, 972 nt
Organism: Armigeres subalbatus
Lineage: Eukaryota; Metazoa; Arthropoda; Insecta; Diptera; Culicidae
Exons: 1
Coding region: 1-972 (323 amino acids)
Biological process (GO): DNA integration
Molecular function (GO): nucleic acid binding
Source: RefSeq, a predicted model, not a curated record